GUCACGGAAGAACGAACGAACGAACGAUCGCAGCAAUGGCUUCAUUUCGUGUGGUUUUAAUCUCCGGUUGCUCCACUGGCAUUGGCCUAGAAACUGCCGUGCUUUUAGCCAAAGAUCCCGAGAAACGUUUUAAGGUGUACGCUACGAUGAGAAACCUGGACAAAAAGACGGCCCUUGAGAAUGAGGGAAAGGAUGCACUUGGUGAUACAUUGAUUAUCAAAGCCAUGGAUGUGAGCUCUGACGAAUCUGUCAAAAGUGCCGUUGAGGAGAUAAUUGCUCAAGAAGGAAAAAUCGAUGAUCUCAUAAACAACGCUGGUGUUGGUUGUGUCGGUGUUCUGGAGUGCAUGCCUAUGGAUCAAGUCAAACAAUUAUUUGAAGUGAAUUUUUUCGGAGCUCUUCGUUUGAUCCAGGCUGUACUCCCUGGUAUGAAAGCGAGGGAGAGUGGGUACAUUGUGAAUGUCAGCAGCAUGGCUGGGGAGUUGGGCGGACCGUUUAAUGACAUCUACUGUGCGUCAAAGUUUGCUCUGGGAGGACUCACAGAGUCACUGGCACCUGUGUUAAGGCAGUUCAAAAUCAAGAUCUCAUUGGUGGAGCCCGGACCUGUUGGCACUUCGUUCUUCGCUAACAUACAGAACAUAGAUUCCUCCACCGCUGACCAAAAAACUGUCCAACUAAUGAAGAAUUGGUUUGACUACAUAAAGGGCGCACUUGGUCCGUCAAUCUCUCAGAAAGGGGAGGAGAUUGCCCAAUGCAUCAAAGAGGUUCUCCUUUCAGAGAAACCUCACUAUAGAUAUCUAACCAAUGAUAAAUGUUUUGUUGAACAGAUAAGUGCUAAGCUGGCCGAUUUUUCAGGCGAUAAGCUCCAAGAAAUAAUGGGAAAACAUUGCUUCGGUCAGAAUGAGUGAGAGAAACAGAGAAUGUGAACAAUGUCUUAACUAUCUUUUCUCAAGACAACUGCAUUAGGUUUUUUGGUAAAGAGUAACGUUGGGGUAAAGAAGCUGAUAAAGAAGCGCCUUCAAAUAAUUUUAUGCAAUAGUUUGUUAGUUAGGAAGAUUACGUAGACCGUAGAAAAAGAAAUGAUUGUAUAUCCACAGUAAAGGGGAAAUUAAUUUCAUAAUGAUUUAGAUUUCGCAAAAUGAUUCCUGUAACAAGAGCUUUGAUCUCAAUAAAAGUGUGCUUUUAAACUUCA
This is a messenger RNA of Pocillopora verrucosa, 1189 nucleotides long. RefSeq names its product retinol dehydrogenase 8. The record is from RefSeq and is a predicted model, not a curated record. Gene Ontology annotation, cellular component: cytosol. Gene Ontology annotation, molecular function: oxidoreductase activity. NCBI's taxonomy places the organism in Eukaryota, Metazoa, Cnidaria, Anthozoa, Scleractinia, Pocilloporidae.